AGGAAGGGCCACGUCGCCCGAAGCUCCAGCUGAUAUUGUCUGUCCUCGUCGCACCACCACCACCGGCCGGCAUGGGCCGGCACUAACACGGCACACGAGGCCCACGGCGGCCGCGCAGAAGAGGUAAAGACAGCGCCGGUGUCCGGCAACAUUCGUCAGUCUUUCGCCCCACGCCGACGCGGACGUUGAACCAGAAGCAGCAGCACGGCAUUCCCUUCCCUCGCCGCACCGAAAGGCCGCACCCGCAUCACACCACCUUCCCUCUCAGACACCCGCCACCGCGCCCCAUAGCGACGACGCCAUGGCCGUGAAGCUGACGGACGAGGACGUGCGCGCCGCCCUGGCCAGCUCGCUCGGCUGCCAGGACAUCCAGGUCGAGAGCUGGAAGCAGGUGUCGCUCAUGGAGGACGGGCGCCUCGGCUUCCUCGGCGACCACUUCAAGGUGACGGCCACGGUGCGCGUGCCCGGCGACGCCGAGGCCCGAGACGCCUCGCUGUUCGUCAAGGCCCUGCCCAGGAACCCCAUGGCCCGCGACACGGUCGCCAACUCGGGCGCGUUCAAGAAGGAGGCCCUCUUCUACAAGUACCUGUCGUCGGCCAUGACGGCCGAGCUGCGCGUGGACCGGCCGGGCUUCCAGCCCUACGUGUUCCCCCAGUGCCACGGCAUCAAGGACGACUGCCUGCUGCUCGACGACCUGGGCCGCGACGGCUUCCACGGGCUCGGCGGCCGAGAAUGCAUGCCCAUCGAGCACGCCAGGCUGGUACGUGUCGUGUGAGUGUGAGCCCUGCUCUCGCCGC
Messenger RNA from Frankliniella occidentalis (western flower thrips), 797 nucleotides. RefSeq lists its product as uncharacterized. NCBI's taxonomy places the organism in Eukaryota, Metazoa, Arthropoda, Insecta, Thysanoptera, Thripidae. The record is from RefSeq and is a predicted model, not a curated record. The transcript is spliced from 2 exons. Bases 302 to 775 code for a protein of 157 amino acids.